This is a messenger RNA of Leptosia nina, 1371 nucleotides long. The record is from the annotation of a GenBank genome assembly. NCBI's taxonomy places the organism in Eukaryota, Metazoa, Arthropoda, Insecta, Lepidoptera, Pieridae.
AUGAAAAUUGAGGAAGUUAAAAGCACAGCUAAAACUCAAAGAAUAUCAGCCCAUAGUCACAUAAAAGGAUUGGGUUUAGAUGAAAAUGGUGUACCAAUUCAAAUGGCAGCCGGUCUCGUCGGCCAGGAGUCUGCUAGAGAGGCAGCGGGGAUAGUGGUAGACAUGAUAAGAAGUAAAAAAAUGGCUGGCCGUGCUCUUUUGCUAGCUGGCCCACCAGGUACUGGCAAAACUGCAAUAGCGCUUGCUAUUGCUCAGGAACUUGGUAACAAGGUCCCAUUUUGUCCCAUGGUUGGCAGUGAAGUGUACAGUACUGAGAUAAAAAAGACGGAGGUACUAAUGGAGAAUUUCCGUAGAGCAAUUGGUUUGCGUAUCAGAGAAACAAAGGAGGUCUAUGAGGGAGAGGUUACAGAAUUAACACCAGUUGAAACAGAAAAUCCCGCUGGAGGCUAUGGUAAAACUGUUUCCCAUGUCAUAAUUGGACUCAAAACAGCCAAAGGUACCAAGCAACUGAAGCUAGAUCCAACUAUCUAUGAGUCUUUGCAAAAGGAGAAGGUGGAGGUUGGUGAUGUCAUCUACAUUGAAGCAAACUCAGGGGCUGUCAAGCGUCAGGGAAGAAGUGACACUUAUGCCACUGAGUUUGAUUUGGAAGCUGAAGAAUAUGUACCUUUGCCGAAAGGGGAUGUCCAUAAAAAGAAAGAAGUGGUUCAAGAUGUCACUCUUCACGAUCUGGAUUGUGCCAAUGCAAGACCGCAGGGUGGCCAUGAUAUAAUGUCUAUGAUGGGACAACUCAUGAAGCCAAAGAAAACUGAAAUUACUGAUAAACUGAGGAAGGAGAUAAAUAAAGUAGUCAAUAAAUAUAUAGAUCAAGGUAUAGCAGAAUUGGUGCCUGGCGUAUUGUUCAUUGAUGAGGUUCACAUGUUAGAUAUAGAAACGUUCACUUACCUUCAUCGGGCUCUAGAAUCGGCCAUCGCCCCAAUAGUCAUUUUCGCUACAAACAGAGGAAGAUGCCAAAUUAGAGGUACAGAGGAUAUAAUCUCGCCACACGGAAUUCCACUAGAUCUUUUAGAUAGAUUGCUUAUUAUUAGGACUUUGCCAUACAACAAAGCUGAAUUACUGCAGAUAUUAAAACUACGUGCAACAACAGAAGGCAUAGCUAUUGAUGAUGACGGUUUGACAGCACUGGCAGAAAUUGGCGCUAAUAGUACCCUAAGGUACGCAGUGCAGUUACUUACCCCAGCGAUGUUGACUGCGCGCGCAGACGGUUCAACGAGAAUUGCGCCCGCGCACAUCACUGCUGUGCACACACUCUUCCUAGACGCAAAGUCGUCUGCGAAGAUUCUCACCCAACAUUCCGAUAAGUACAUGAAGUAA